This is a messenger RNA of Botrytis cinerea B05.10, 1486 nucleotides long. RefSeq names its product Bcmsw1 (gene Bcmsw1). Gene Ontology annotation, cellular component: mitochondrial matrix; mitochondrion. Bases 31 to 1185 code for a protein of 384 amino acids. The transcript has 5 exons. Gene Ontology annotation, molecular function: ATP binding; tryptophan-tRNA ligase activity. NCBI's taxonomy places the organism in Eukaryota, Fungi, Ascomycota, Leotiomycetes, Helotiales, Sclerotiniaceae. Gene Ontology annotation, biological process: mitochondrial tryptophanyl-tRNA aminoacylation. The record is from RefSeq and is a predicted model, not a curated record.
GUCGCCUCCCCUAAAAACCCCAAUCCCACCAUGCUUAAAAGCUGUCCACCCCGGCAGACGUUCCAGAACGUGAAGUCACGAAUUCUGCAAGUUUCUGCCCCCCUGAAUCAUGUAUCCAAACGACACCAAAGCACCCAACCCUCUCCGUCAAAAGUAAUAUUUUCUGGUAUCCAGCCCACUGGAAUACCGCAUCUCGGGAACUAUCUUGGGGCAUUACAAAAUUGGGUGCGGCUACAAGAUACAGCGGAAUCGAGUACGAAGCUAUUUUACUCGAUUGUAGAUUAUCAUGCGAUUACGAUACCGCAGAAAAGGGAAGAGCUGAAGCGGUGGAAGAAGGAGAGUUUGGCGACGCUCUUGGCUAUUGGAUUGGAUCCGGAGAGGAGCACGGUGUUUUAUCAGAGUUCUGUUGCAGCACAUACGGAGUUGAUGUGGAUAUUGAGCUGCACGGCUUCUAUGGGAUACCUGUCUCGCAUGACACAAUGGAAGAGCAAACUAUCUCUCGAAGAUGAUGCUUCACCAUUAGAUGGGGACAAAAAAUCUAAGCUCAAGUUGGGCUUGUUUUCGUAUCCAGUUCUGCAAGCUGCGGAUAUUUUGGUUCAUAGAGCAACCCACGUUCCCGUUGGUGAAGAUCAAACCCAACAUCUGGAAUUCGCCCGUGAAUGCGUUACAAAUUUCAACCAUGCGUAUGGGCCCCGUCUCAUUGCACCUCAAACCCUUCUUUCCCCAACAAAACGGAUAAUGUCCCUCCAAUCCCCCACCCAAAAAAUGUCCAAAUCGCACCCCUCCCCUAUCUCCCGCAUCCUCCUCACCGACUCACCCGACACCAUUACCAAAAAGAUCUCGUCCGCCCUGACUGACUCCCAGAACGCCGUCUCUUACUCGCCCUCUGAGCGUCCAGGCGUUUCUAAUCUUCUCACACUUUGGUCAUCGUUCGAUACCCAAAACCCAAAACGAACACCUGCGCAAAUAGCCGAGGAAUGCAAGGCAAAGAAAUUUACUUUGGGAGACUUGAAGCGGGAAACUGCUAAUGCGGUUAACACUGGACUGGAGCCAAUUAGAAAGAAUUAUGAGAGACUGUUGGGGGAUGAAGGGUAUGUGGAGGAUGUAGCGAGGAAAGGAGGUGUUAAGGCGAGGGAAAAUGCAGAAAGGACUAUGGUUGAAGUUAGAGAGGCAGUAGGAUUCUAAAUGAGCUAGAAGUGAGCAAGCGCAAACCUUUCUAUUGAAAGGAGAAGGAUGCAAAAGCUAUCCAAGUGUAAGGACGAACGCCUCUUGGCAUGAAAAAGAGAGAAGUUAGAAUCAGCUCUCUGUAUUAUAUCAACAAACGAAAUAAUACACUAGCUACACCUCACAAACUUUACUUGAUAUAUUCCUUCCUCUAUCGCUCCUCACAGAAUUCUCCCUCCAUCCGUACUUCUCGCUUUCCCGACUUCAAUUGCCCUCUCUCACCUUCCUUCACUCACUCCCACAACUCCCUUCGUCAACAUCA